Messenger RNA from Lymnaea stagnalis (great pond snail), 10092 nucleotides. The record is from the annotation of a GenBank genome assembly. NCBI's taxonomy places the organism in Eukaryota, Metazoa, Mollusca, Gastropoda, Lymnaeidae.
CGCACUAACCGGUGACGUAUGCACAAACGAUGAUACUUUUUGCGAAUGGUGAUUAUCGCCUGCUUUUUUUAUUUAAACAUUUUAAUUUUUAUAGGCAUAAACACAUUGCAUUCCCCCUCCCCUUUAUGGAACAAAUAAAUUAUAAAAAUAUUAAAUUAUUAUUCCGCUCUUAAAAGUUUAUCUUAUGAGACCUUCAUGCGGGAACAAUAUAUUAAUUAACGAUAGUUAGUAUUUAGUUAGGCUACACAAAUUUACUACUUUUACUUGUGCCGGUACUGGUACGCUUUAACUUUACUGCUACGUCAUAGGCCUAUAAAAUACAUGACUAUACUCUAUGACAUUGCCACUCUCUUCUCUUGUAAAAAUACUUGAUCUACCCAACGCCAACUCUUGUAAAAAUACUUGAUCUACCCAUGCACAGUGAUUCCUAUUAGUAUUAGUAAUUAGCUGAAUAAUUUCUUAUUUAAAAUUAUAACAUGAAAUUAAUUAGCAAAGAAGCCUUUUAAUUUAAAUUGUCAUCUAAUUAAAAAUUAUUAAAAUAUAUUUUCAGAAUUAAAGUCAAAGUUUAUGUGACACAACAAGUUAACAGCAAUAACAUAAGCAAUGGGGAGAAAAACUAAGAAGAAUACCAAAACUACCCAAGCUCAGCCAAGUCAACCUCAAGGGGCAUCUAGCAGUAUCACAGAUACCCCUGCAUUAUCAGAGUUGUCAAAAAAUGCCAAACGUGAUGCAGCAGAACUGAUUACCAGUUUAUUAGAAAGUAUGCCAUAUUCUCUCUCAUCUAAUUAAAGGGGUUUAUUGAAUACUUUAUAAAUAUAUUAUUGAUCCCAUUAAUUAUUGAUACAUUUGCAGCUUUUAAAUGGAAUUUUAUGGAUUUAAAUACUGUUUUUAAAACCAUUUUAUUUCCUGCCAAUAUGCCAUUUUAAGAAAAAAAUGCAUGUACAAAAAAAUCUUAACAUUUGCUUUUUAGUCAGAGACUACAUUUACCACCUCUGAGCAUCAUCCUAAUUUAACAAACUUUUAAAAGUAAAAUUGGCAUUUUAUAUCAAAAUGGCUUAAAUUGAUAAAUUCCAAUAAAACGUGUCUCAAAGAGUAGCUAUCAUAAUAGAUCCAAAUGCAUAAGUUUUGUGUUUAAGUUCUAUGCUUUUUAUGAUUAUAUUCUCAGUCUGCUCCAAACCACCAGAGUCUGGUGCUAAAGAGUGGGAAGACUUUCCUGAAAUUCAUGGCCUAGUGGAAAAGAUAAGGAAGAUUCAGUCAGGUAAGUAAACAUAGUAUAACCUUUUCUUGUAUCAUUAAUUUUUCAGGGAAUUAAAACUUUGUCAGCGCAUGUGAUAAUAAAAUAUCUGUUUAUGACCGAUUUCAUUUGUAAUGAAUUGACUUGUAAAGGUUUUGUUUUGCUUUGCUUGAUUGUUUUGUUCGUUCAUCUAAACCCCAAUAGUUCACAACCUCUAAAAUUGUCGCAAUGUGUUAUCAUAUAUAUGCUGACAUACAGAAAUAAUACUCCAGUAGAGUCGUCCCUACCAUAAAAAUGUUGCACACCACUGAUUGACAUGAUGCAUAAGAUAAUAAUAUAAAGAUUUUUAGAUAGUGUAUAUCACCCCGUUGUUAUUCAACUUCUUGACAUACAAGGCAUACACAAUUUGUUUUAAAGAAGGCUAAAGCCCCAUUAUGGAAUGGUCACAAUGUUUAUUAUCUUAACAAUGAGCUGCAAAGUAAUAUUUAGCCAAAGACUUAUAAUGCAAAUAGUAGCUGUACAUACAUGUAAGUCUAAUAUAAAAGUUGGUUGUGUUACAGUUUUAGCACCACAUGAAAAACCUCGAGAUGUUGCAUUUCCUGCUUUUAUAAGUUGGCUGAAUGACAAUGGAGUCGACACUUCUUCAGUGGAAAUCACAGAGUUCCCACAGUAUGGGUAUGGGCUCAAAGCUACUAAGGAUCUAAAGGUAGAUGGUAGAUGGUUUAUUUUAAGUCCUUGGUAUUUAUUUGAUGAUACAUUUAACAAAACUGAUAAAUUAUUUUUUUCUGAAUAAUUAAAUUGUAGAGAAUUUAUAAUAAAAUUAUUUUGCACAUUUUAAACAGUUUCUUUUUUUAAUUCUGACAGGAAUCAGAGAAGUUCUUACAGAUUCCUAGAAAGUUAAUGCUAACUGUGGAGUCAGCUAAGCAAUCUCCGUUGGGUGAGCUAUUUUGCUGAGACAAAUAAUAAAAAAUUGUAAUUAUAACAAUUACUUAUAAGAAAAUGAUCUUUUCACUUUGUUUUAACAACUUUUUUGUGUUUCCUAUUUGAACGCCUCAACUGAUUAUCAGAUCUUCUACACUCUAAUUCUUCAGUUUAUUCCUAAUUAUGCAAAAAUCAAACCAUAAAACAUCUGUAUUUAGUGUGGGAGUAAACAUAAUCAAGUCAUUUUUAUGCAAUUGUUAUUUUAAAAUUUGAUUACCAGGUCCUCUUAUUGCUGAGGACAAGAUCCUUCAAGUCAUGCCCAAUGUAACUCUGGCUCUACACUUGUUGAAUGAGAAGUUGAAUCCUCAGUCUUUCUGGAAGCCUUACAUAGGUGACAAACUCUUUUAUUUAUAUUUCGAUGAGCACUAUUUAUUGAGGAAAAAAAUGAAUCUGUUCACAUAAUGAUUUUGGAAUAGUUUCCCAGUAAUUUAGGAUUAAAUUUUCAAUCACUUGAUUCCAUUGCCUCUAAGUAUUUUUUUAUUUAAUUAAAAAAAUCCUUUUUUUCAGAUGCUUUACCCUCACAAUAUUCAACCCCAUUGUAUUGGAACUCUGAAGAUCUUCAACAUCUCAAGGGUUCACCUGUUCAAGGUAUGUCAUGUUAUAUCAAACCACUACAACACGAGAAUAGUUUUAUUACAACCUGUAUAGUUUUAUGAGAGAAAGCAUAUUUUAUUGUUAUAUAUAUAUAUCUAUAUAUAUAUAUAUAUAUAUAUAUAUAUAUAUAAAUCUUUCUUUUUUAAAUUAUAGCUUAAAAGAUUGCUACUAAUUUACAAAGAUAUAAAUGAUGGUAAAAGUAGGUUUUAGAAACAGACCUUUCAUCGACUGUAUGUAAAUAUAGAUAUUACUGUAACAUUGAGCAGGUGAUGCUAUAAAUCAGUAUAGGAAUAUUGCACGUCAGUAUGCCUACUUUUACAGAUUACUUCAGGUAAGUCAAAUAUUAUUAUUUAACAUUUUUAUUAAUUAACUAGUUCUAUAAAUGUCCAUGAUUAAAGUAAUGAUCAUUAUUUGAAAUACUUUUUUCAUAACUCACAUUAAAAUGGAAAACUAGUGGUUACAACAAUUAAUUAUUUUUAAAAGGCUAUGUUAAGGGGGAAAAAAAAGGGUGAAAAUUAAGAAUAAAGUAGCCUGCCACUGUCAAGUAACAUGUAAAUGACAGUCUUAACUAUAUUUGUUUAAUGUUCACUUUUUCCUUUACAUAGUUUUUUAAAAUAUAUAUAUAUCAUUGUAACCCCUAGUUUUACCUGUUAAUGGAGUUAAGAAAAUUUUUUAUAAAGACUGCCACUGUAAAGAACGUGUAACUGACAUUAUUUUUUUUCCCCUUACUGUUUCUUUAUAUUCUGAGCUUUAUGUUUGAUAUUUGUGUGUUUUUAGAAAAAUCCUGGAGCCACUAACUUGUUAUUGAAGGACCAUUUCACCUAUGACAAUUACAGGUACCUCUUAACAUUUUAAUGAGGAGACAUAAAAAGAUUAUACAGUGACAUCUUUAAAACAUACCAAUUGUACUUUUAAGGGCUUUAGUCCACAUUGAACGAUUGGUGUUUACAAAUAGUUGGGCAGCCAUUAUUUAGGAACUGGACUAUUUCUUUUAUUUGAAUACCAGAUGGGCAGUUUCUUCUGUGAUGACCCGACAGAACCAGAUCCCAGGAAAAGAUGGUUCAAGAGCUACCCUAGGCCUCAUACCACUUUGGGACAUGUGCAAUCAUACAAAUGGCAUCGUAAGCUUACUUUUCGAGAUCACUUUCAAUUUUUACUGACAGUGACAGCUAAAAGAGCUUUGUAUUCAAUAUGCUCCAUUUUGUUGUCAUUGAAACUUUUAAAAACUUGACAAUAGCCUAAUGAAGCUUUGUGGAGCUUCUAUAGUUUUAUUAAUUUUUCAAACUCAUUUGGAAUACAUGUUUAAAAAAUUCAAUUUCAUGUGAGUCCUUUCAUGAAUUCGUUUUAAAUGAUUUAAAUCAGGCUUAAAACAUUGUCAUAUACACUGUGUUCCUUUAAAUUUAAGAUUCUAGAUAAUCUUUUGUUAUAAUUUUAUUUUCACACACUAUUUAAUUAACAUUUUUUCUUUGGUAAGUAUUAGUAAGUAUUUCUGUACUGGUAAAUUUUCUUUAAAAUUCACUAUUUAUAUUUUUAGUACACCUCUGACUACAAUGCUGAAGCAGAUGCAUGUGAAAGUUUUUGCCUCAAGGAUUUUGUGAGUGGUCAACAAGUAAGUAAUAGAAGGUGCCUGUUGGGGAGUUACAACACUGGUUUAUUUGUGAAUUUGACAUAUUUUUUUUUACCUGUUUUGUCAAACAUCUACUCUGAUCUCAGAACAUAAAAUAAAAUAGUGGUCGGCGGCAACAGCCAAACUGUCUGACCAACCUUGCUUGCUGCAGCAGCUUGCUCUGCUGUCAAGUGGACUGAGUCAGGAAGCCAAUGCUUAUCCUAUUCUUGUUUCACAAGAGUUUAAGUUUUAGAGGGUUUUUCUCCUAAUUCAGACUCACUUCAUAUCCCUGGGGGGGGGGAUCAAAUACCUACUAACAUAUUAAUCAUCAAAUAAUAAUGCUCCAAACUUGACAUGAUAAAAUUGAUUUGACCAUUGAUGAAUCUUUAUCACAGGAAAAUUUAAUUUUUGGUUUGAGUUUUCAAAGUGAAACCUCGCUUAUUUGUUUAAAUAAAAUAUUUGUAAAUCAAAACAACUGUGUUAUACAUAAAUGUGUGAUUUAUUGGUCUGCAGUCAAACCUAUAUCUAUAUUUGUAUUUUUUUCUUAGAUUCUUAUCUUUUAUGGUCCUCGUUCAAAUGGAGAGUUCUUAGUCCAUAGUGGUUUUGUGUAUCCUGACAAUGAACAUGAUCGCCUGUGCCUUAAACUUGGUAAACUAUGUUUAAUAUAAAACUGUUUUGCAUUGUUUUUACUGUGGAAUGUUGUGAGCUAGGACAUCACAGGACUGUAACAAAUAACUUAAAUAUUUAUAAUCCAAACAAUAAAUCAAGUCAGUACGUCUAGCUAAUUUUUUAAUUCAUGAAAUGAAAGUAUUCACAAUUGUAAAAACAAAAUGAAUUUUAAUAUUUAUUUACACUAAAUAGUUUAUUGGUGCUUAUAAUUUCUAAAUGUUUACAUGUUCAAUGUUUGAUAUCCACCAAAAAAUCUAUUUUGGAUUGAAGCAAAUGAUCUUAAAUACUCUUUUUUUUUUUUCUUUCUUCAGGAAUUAGCAAAGGGGAUUCACUCUUUGCCCUGAAAUCUGAACUUUUGAGCAAAUUAAACCUUGCUCCGUGAGUAAUCUUUCACAGUUGUCAUCUAACAUGUUUGAGAAUAAGUUUUUUUCUCUGUGUAGUAUUGGUAUACAAGUACUUCAUAAAAAAAACCUCCCCAUAUACUAGCCUCCUUUCUUGUGCAAGAUGGAAUUCCUGGGUCAUGUUGUGGCAAGAUACUUCAGUUAUCUGAACUCGUUAUGGGCUGAAAAUGGUGUAUUUACAGCCAAAUCAUGCUUCAAAAUAGGAUAAGAGAAAGGGAGGAGGAGGCGUGAAAAGAUAGCUGAAGUUGAAACCUGUUUCUGUUUCAACAAGAUUCUGUGAAUUCAUUCAGUGAUCUCCACUUGAAAUAAGCUUAUGACAGCUAUUAUCACUUUCAGUAAUCUAUGGCUAACUUUGUCAUUGGUGGCACAAUACAUCUGUUAUGAACCAGACCAGUGUAAACAUAAGAUAGGCUACUUGCACUGUGCUUCCAGACUAAAGUAUGUCCAUAUCCAUGGAUGGGUAUGAGGAUGGGCAAACUCAAUGUUUAUUUUAGUGACUAUUUGUUUUAUCUUAUUAAGUAAUAUUGAUGAAACUCAGUUCUUUUAAUUGACUAAAAGAACAUCAGUUUUCCCCCUUUAAAACCACUCUAAUUUGCCUUGCAAGUCUGUCAAUAAAUUUGUGAUUCAAUAAACUUUUACUAAAACAGCAUUACAUUAACUGUUAAACAAACACACCUGUUUUACAGCUCAAGGUCUUUUUAUCUCCACAAUGGAAGGUUUCCAGUGGAUGGCGACUUGCUUGCCUUCUUGAGAGUCUUCAGCAUGGAUGAAGGUUCAGUUAUAAAUUUUAACUUUAUUCUUUCGGCUUUGGUCAUGAAAACCCAUGAAAUGUUCAGUUUUUUAAAGUAGAAGUUGGACUCGGUGAAGUCAAGGUUUGUGGUCCUAGUUGAGAUUUUUUUUCUCCCUUUAUAUAUUGCUAAGACUUUUCUGCCGUGGUCAUUCAUUUUUAUUAUUGUUUUAAUUUUGACUUUACAUUCCAUUGUAGUCGGCUAAAAGGUGUUUUUUCUUCCUCUUAAAAAAGUGAUUUUAAAAGACAAAUACAGCGGUGAUUCAGCACCAGGACCUGAAGAGCUUGAAGCCCUUAAAGAUGAAGACAAACAGGACAGUGACGAAAAUGAAGAUAAAGUCUGGUCAUUUCUUCAGACAAGAGCAACUCUUCUUCUCAAAGCUUACCCUUGUUCUAUAGAGGUGAAUUUUUUUUAUUUUGAGGCAUAUAUUGAAAAAAGCCGACAUUUUUGGUGAAAAAAACAACACAUUUCUUUGUAUAAUAUAGUUUCUGUGUUUCAUGUAGGCCUGUUAAUACCUUCUUUUUUUUUUCUUUGAGUAUGCUGUUUUAAAAUUUUGGAAAUCUGGUUUUAGAACGGUUUUUGGGUUUUUUUUUCAAUUAAGGCUUGAUUUUGUAGGAAUACAUGGGAAUAGCAUUCCUGUACUUUUUAUUUUUAUUUUUUUCCUAAGAAAUAAAUAUUUAUUUUUCCAACAAUCCUGACCAAAAUAUUUCAUAUUAUCAAAAUACAUAACUCUCUAUGUAACAAUGUCACUAACACUGCCAGAUAGUGUUAAUUUCUUUAAAUAAUAUUCCAGAUAAUUGUGCUAAAUGAGAUUCUAAAAAAUACAUCAAGUGUGCAUGGUGCUUGAUAUUCUCAUUUGUCUUAAAGGAAAUAGUUGGUGCAGCAAAUCUGCUCUUUAAAAGGAGUUUUGGACAUUAGAAUAUUAAUAUUGUUUAGGGGAGGUAGAAUUAAUUUGCAUCUUUAUUAAGAUACUUUUCUUGAAUUUGAAUCCGUGUUUUAUCAAGUAACUUUAGUAGAUGGGAAGUUCACACAUUGCCGUCACCAUUGUUUGGUGGCUAUAGCUAAUAUUUCAUAUCAGACACCAACGGAGGGGAAUCAAGCUAAAUCAUGAAGUAUAAAUUUAAAUACAUUGUUCAAUUUCUAGGAGGAUGAAUCUACAGCACAGCAAGCUGAUGCAUCAGAUGUUGUGAGGAUGUCAGCACAGCUGAGGAUAGGGGAAAGGAAAAUACUGCAGAAUACAAUCGACUAUGCCGCGAGGAAAAAAGCUUCUCUGAAAACUAAUGACAUUUAAAUUGUGUUCAGUGUGACUUUUAAAUCUCUAAUGGCAUUUACUACUGAACUAGAUGGUUAAGAUGCCAUCCUUGUAUUACAUGUGCAUGGUGGGGAUGGAUUCUGAAAUCUACUGGAGCCAACAUGGUGGGAAGUACGCAAAUUUGAUGCCAUUUUUCUUUUGUACAUAAUGUAUGGAUAGUCCUUAAACUCUCUGUAUUUGGAAGCAAUCAUAUAAAUUUCUGGUUCCCAACCUGUGAGUUACUACCCCAAAUAGGAUCGCACAGGGUUUUCUUUAGGGUGGCCGGCUGAAACAUAACUACAAUUUAAAAAAUUUUGUUUAAACAUUAUGCAGAAAUUUUCAUUUUUAAUUAGUCUUAAAUAAGUCUGAACAAUUUCAAAAUACAGCAUCUAUUUUUGAUGUGAUUUCUCUUUUCUCUUAUGGGUUGCGGUUCACUUUGCUUCUUUUAUAAUGGGGUCAUGAUUCAAGAAAGGUUGUUAACCUGUUAUUUAAAUGUAUUAAUGCAUCAAUUUUCUGAUGCAAUUUUAUAGUUUCUUUUAAUAAAUAAACAUGUCAUGGUUUGCUUUAAAUAGAGAAGCGUAACAAUCUCGCCUUACGGCACUUUUGAAAAAGGGGACUCUGACAUUGUGGCCAAAUGGUGCAGAACUUCUCUUGUUGAGUUUCCAGCUGCAGUUGAACAUGUCCUGCAUAUUAUUGGAAACAUUUUUAGCUAAAGGACUCACUGAGAGAAUCUCCUAGUACUGAGAUAUUAAAUAGCAUCAGCUUAUUCUAUUCUUGCAGUCCUAUGGGUUGCAGCUCAUAUUGAAAAAAAAAAAAUGUUUCUUUGUGAAAUGUUGAUAACAGUUUUUUUUAACCUCUGUCAUGAUGGAGCAUUACAAUCUGAAGGUAAAAAGAAAUUAAUAUUUGCUGACCCAGGAUGACAGAGCUCAGUAGAAAUGUGUGCUAUCUUUUUUAACCUCUGGUCACAUUGCGGGAGUCUGAGGGAUUUAUUUUAUAAGGGACUAGAUCCAUGGAAGUUAACAAAAAAUGUAACGCCACAUAAAAGUUUUAUCUGUGAAACACAUUGUGUUUCAUAAGGCCUGUGAAGUAUUAAAAAGCUUAAAAUUUGUUUCCUCCUCUACUUUUAUAUUUGUUGCACUAUGCCUGUGCAAUACGUCUGUGCACUAUUCAUCAAAGAUUCUUGACACUUCAAUCAAGUACUCUGACUCAAUUCAAUAAAGCUAACGAAUAGAACAUUAUUUUAUUUUUUUUAAAGUUUUGAAACAUGAUUUUUGUAUGUGACAGUGCUGAGCUGUGAUUAACAGAAAUUUAUUAUAUUUUUAAAUAUGCACUUCAAGCUUAUCAUUCUCAAUUAGUAAAACUUUAUAGGCUUCAUUUCAUAGUUAGUGAAACUUGAUAGGCUUUAUUUAUUAAUUAGUGAAACCUAAUACACCUCGUUUUCUUUUUCAUGCAUCUGAAACUGAAGUGAAUCUACCUCAGCAAGCUUUGGCUUUAAUAAUCACUUGGGCUGCCAAAAAAUAAUACAGGCAGCCUGCUCACCCCGCAGCUAACUGCCGGUGUGCCAUUGAUGAUUAUAUCAGAGUGUUUUCACCAGAAUUUGUCACAUAAAUUCUCCAACAGUUGAGGUGUUGCAGGAGUAGAUAAUAUCUUGACAGAAAUAGAUUCAUUUGCCUCGAACUUUGAAAUUGGUUGUUUUAAAACUGCUACUUUUAUUUGUGGAUGCCACAACUUGGAUACAUACGCUCUCAUUAGAUGUUCAUUAGUAAGAGCGUACAGUUUUAAAACUGCUACUUUUAUUUGUGGAUGCCACAACUUGGAUACAUACACUCUCAUUAGAUGUUCAUUAGUAAGAGCGUCCAGUUUUAAAUUGGAAAGGAUGGGAGUUGGCCAAGCAUAAAAUUCACCAAAGGCAAAGUUACUACAGUAAUUAGUAUUGCUUUUGUACGGCUAAGAAGCUAGAUAAAAACUAUUUACUUGUUAAUAUUACAGUGUAACAUUACUGUAGGUCUUUUUUUUUUUUUUAACUCUUUUUUUUAUACUGCAUUUUUUUUAUUUAGCCGAGACAUAAAUGCUAAUCUGGUCAUAUUCAUUGUAUGGAAUGCAAGAUAAUCUGGCUAAAUUUGAUCCAGUCAUAGAACAAGUUUUUUUGUAAGAUAAAAACUAUUUAUUUGUUAAUAUUACUGUGUAACAUUACUGUAGGUCUUUUUUUUUUUUUUAACUCUUUUUUUUAUACUGCAUUUUAUUUAUUUAGCCGAGACAUAAAUGCUAAUCUGGUCAUAUUCAUUGUAUGGAAUGCAAGAUAAUCUGGCUAAAUUUGAUCCAGUCAUAGCACAAGUUUUUUUGUAAGUGUUGAUGUGGUUUGAUCUGAUUGUGAUUUCUUCAUUAUUUGGUUCUGGCUUGUUGUUUCUUGUGACUAAUUUAAGCUUUCCUUCUCUUCAUUCUGAAGAACAAAUAUUUUUGUAAAACAUUAAAUUAACACCAUUUUCAAUCUAAAGACUGCCUCUGCUGAAUAAAUAUAUUUACAAUGA